ACGCACCUCUCGCUGCGAGUCUCACAGUUCCAACUUGCAGUUCAGUGGCUCAUCAAUCGCACAAUUCAGAUACCAAUUUUUUGUCAUAUUCACGCAAAAAACACACACAAAAUCAUGAAGAGUUUUCUGAUUUUAUGCUUUGUGGCGCUGGCGUUUGCCGAUGUUAAGCACAUCACAGAUCGCAAUGAGGCCCUGUUCAAAUACAAUCCCAGCGAUAUCUAUACCCUGCCCGAAGACAUCGAUGAAGACAAGCCAGCUGUGCUGUUCAGCGGCGACGUAAUGAAGGCCAAGACCGAGAAGUUCCAGAGCUACAAUUCCGGCAAAAAGUUCAAACUCGAAUUGAAGACCCAGAACGGCAUCGAGGUGAGCAGCGUGGGCAAAUUGAAGGACGAUAAGACCUUUGUGGUUAGUGGAUCGUAUUCGUUUACCGGUGCCGAUGGCAAGCGCUACAAGACCCGUUAUACAGCCGAUGAGUUCGGUUAUCAUCCCAUCACCGAGCUGGAUCUGGAUCUUCCCGACCCACAACCCUUGGCGACUGCCAAUCAGAGGCCUGCCGUGGAUCCCAGCAGCCUGUUGGGCAACAAGAAUCGCUUCCAGUUCCUCCAGCAGAACCUCAAUCUUGACCAGGGCGGCCCACUGCGCGGCAGCGGCCAGAGCGGCGAUGAUUACAGCUACAGUGCUCCCAGUGGAAACCGCAACGGACUCUCCUCCAAUGGCAAUGGCUACGAUUAUUCGCCUCCUGCAGAGCCCUCUCGCCUGUAUUUGCCCACGGCAUAAGUGAACCCUUCUGAGCCGCCCCCAAUACCCUGUCCCCAACCCCAAAUUUCAUGUAUUUAGUUUUAAGCACAACUCCCAACA
Messenger RNA from Drosophila grimshawi, 858 nucleotides. RefSeq lists its product as uncharacterized. Lineage: Eukaryota; Metazoa; Arthropoda; Insecta; Diptera; Drosophilidae. The coding region runs from base 115 to 777 and encodes 220 amino acids. The record is from RefSeq and is a predicted model, not a curated record. The transcript is spliced from 4 exons.